Sitophilus oryzae (rice weevil) is the source of this 494-nucleotide messenger RNA. RefSeq names its product deoxyuridine 5'-triphosphate nucleotidohydrolase-like. The record is from RefSeq and is a predicted model, not a curated record. The transcript has 3 exons. Gene Ontology annotation, biological process: dUTP catabolic process; dUMP biosynthetic process. NCBI's taxonomy places the organism in Eukaryota, Metazoa, Arthropoda, Insecta, Coleoptera, Curculionidae. Gene Ontology annotation, molecular function: dUTP diphosphatase activity; magnesium ion binding. The annotation marks the transcript as partial.
UUGAAAUUGAAACUAGAAAAACAAACAGUUCUAAAAUAUGUUAGAACAACACCAGCAGCAUAUGCUCCAGUUAAGGGUUCAGCUAGAUCAGCUGGAUUCGAUUUAAAAAGUAUAGAUGACUGUAUAAUACCAGCAAGAGACAGAAAUAUAGUAAAUACAGGUUUAAAAAUUCAAGUACCUAAAGGGUGUUAUGGUCGAAUUGCACCCAGAUCUGGACUGGCUAUAAACAAUUUCAUCGAUGUUGGAGCAGGAGUCGUAGAUGAAGACUAUAGAGGAAUAGUUAAAAUUGUUUUGUUUAAUCAUUCUGAGAACGAUUUUAUUAUAAAGAGAGGUGAUCGCAUCACACAGCUGAUUUGUGAGAGGAUAUUCUAUCCUGAAGUGCAAGAAGUACAGAGCAUUUGUGAUACAGAAAGAGGAGAAGGAUCAUUCGGAUCUACUGGUAUAUAGCAAAUAUUAGAACAUUUCUCAUACAAGGUGUGGAGAUUUGGAUCUAC